ACUUUGUGAUAACUGGUAGUUUCCCUUUCACAAACCCUCACAAACCCGAGUCUCGCCGCAACUCAUCGAUACCAUCAGCUACUCGCCAACAUCAUUAGCUUCCCGCCAAUACCAUCAACAUGGCUCGAUCCGACUCGCGGUUUUCAGGACCCCCCUUCUUCCUUUUCAGCAAUGCGUUGAUCUGGAUCUCGGCUGUCAUUGUGAUGGGCAUUCUGUCCUACUUCAUUUCCCUGAACAACAAUGUUCCUAGCCGCAUCAUCUAUGAGGAAGUCAUUUCUGUCCUCACAGUAGCCUUUUUCCUGAUCUCGUUCAUCCUCGGCACGUAUCCGGGAUACAUCCUUUUAUUCAACAUCAUAUUCUCGUACCUCUGGCUUGUUUCGGUUGUUUUCGCCGCAGAAGAUUGGAGCCACGAAUAUGCUGGUGCUCUUCCCCAUACCGUCGAGGCUUUUAGCUUCAUUGCCUUCUUCUUCUUGCUUUUCAAUGUCAUCUCCGAUUGGCACCGUGGCUACGGCGGCCAUGUUCGCACCUCCUCUGCUGUUUAAGGAUUUGAUGCUAAGCGUUAAUGCGAUACGAACGCCUAUUUAUGAAGAUAUUGCUGGACAACUGGAUUAAUACGAUUAAUGAUAUAUGAAAGAUAGUACGACUGAAGUUGAGAACGUAAAGUGGCGUGCCAAAUUUAUGAAAUCAAUAGCAUGCAUGAGUUGACUUAUUGACAUGGCAGCGUGGCCCAUGGGAAAAUGACAACCAUUCUAUCCCAUUCUAGAAUAUGAACCCUUCAUUUCGUAACAAGUGAC
Molecule: messenger RNA, 794 nt
Organism: Annulohypoxylon maeteangense
Lineage: Eukaryota; Fungi; Ascomycota; Sordariomycetes; Xylariales; Hypoxylaceae
Exons: 3
Coding region: 120-542 (140 amino acids)
Source: RefSeq, a predicted model, not a curated record